AGCACAGAGGGAGAGCGUAUGUAGCGUGAGGGAAGAGAAGAGCAGAGAGGAGCAGCAUCGGGAGAGUCAAUGCAUGUUGCCAGAUUGGGAGAAACGGGGAGGGUAGAGGACAGAAGCAACGAGGAGUAAGAGAAAGGGAAGCAAGGAUUUUGAGUGCUUGAGGGAGCAUAGAAGAGAGGAGAGAGAAGGGGAGGGGAGGAGAGGCAGUUCGGUCUCAGUCAAGUAGAGAGGCAGGCAGGGAGCAGUGUAGAGCCGGCAGUGCUGCAUUGUGGAUGUAAACUUUAUCAUCUGCGGGAUCAGUGGGUAGCAGCUGCAGAGCAGGAGGGAAGCGUGCUGGUGGAUUACCAUGUGUGUCCUCUGAAUGCACCAGGAUGCUGCAUCUCCACCAGGGGAAAAGCUGGCCGUGGCUCGCCUGCAGAGGGAAGUCGCACGGAGCAAGAGCGAAGGAACAAUGCGAGAAAAGCUGAUCCACGAGCUAGAGGAAGAGCGACGCCUGCGACUGGAGAGCGAGAAGCGUCUCCGGGAAGUGACAGAGGAGUCAGAGCUGGGACGGGCGCAGAUGGUUUCACUGCAGCAACAAUUCUCCAGGAUGGAAGAGACAGUGCGGUCGCUGCUGCAGAAUCAGGGCGUCCUGGAGCAGACUGCUGUGGACACAGUGGACAUCAUGAAGGCCUAUAAGGAUAAACUCUCCGAGGAAGUGCAGAAACGGCACGAUGGCCCCGAAGAGAACGGCUCCCUGCCGACGACUCAAGCGGAGCCGGACCCCGGGCUUCUGCCAGACGCCGAUCCUGAUGCCAGCCAAGCAGAAGACGACAAAGACAAAACCAAGCUGCUUCUGGAGCGCCUCAAGGCUCUGGAGGAAGAGAAUUCUGCGUUGGCCUUGGAGAAUGAGAACCAAAGGGGGCAGUAUGAACGCUGUCUAGACGAGGUUGCCAAUCAAGUUGUGCAGGCGCUUCUCACCCAGAAGGAUCUGAGAGAGGAAUGUCUGAAGCUGCGAACCAGAGUGUUUGACCUCGAGCAGCAGAAUCGGGCACUGAGUGUUUUGUUCCAGCAGAGGAUCAAGCCCGCCUCAGACCUGCUUCUCCAGAAACUCCACUCUCGGAUCAUGGAUCUGUCUGCGGCAGAUUUGCUUCUGGAGCCAGAGAGAAGCAAGGCCUUCUUGCUUUCCAGGAAUACGGACUCUCCUUCUAAUGAGGUUCAGUUGAACGGAAAGGCAGGUCUACCUGUGGCCAAGUGUCUGAGCCAGCUGAAUCUGACGGUGCCAGCGCCUGUGUACCCACGCAGCAGCUGCAGCAGUAGUGAGUUGUCCCUGUCAAGUGCAUGCAGUGAAUUCUCCAGCGGCUCAUACACCUGGAAUGACGGACGCUCCUGUGGAAAAAUGUCAUCUCUGACCUGGGAGAAGAGGCUGAGUCUGGGUUCAUCAGCCCCGAGUAACAUCUGUGCACCACUGGAGGAGCAGCUGCCCACAAGGCGCAAGGAGAGCCACAUACUAGAGGGACUGAGAAAGCUCCAGAGGAGGAAACACAGGAGCUCCUCCUCUUCAUCCAAGGUCUCCAAGUCAGGCUACAAGGACUGCAUGAACUCCAAUGAGGGAAUCUACUCCCUGGGUAUAAAGAGCAGCAGCAAGGGGGUGUCCAAGCCUACUCAUGUGGGUAGAAGUUUGGCUACUGGGGGCAAGAAGUUCUCUUACGAUUCUGAUGAUGCAGACGAUGAAUUGGCACAUUCCAGUCGUGGAGAUAACAUCCCCACCAAGGACAGCUGGUUUUACUGUAAGAGGCGCUCUCACAGCGUCUCCGACAGUUUAUGUAGCUGGGAGGGGAUACAGGACAGUGGAGGUGGAGGUGAUGAUAGCUCAGGUCCCGUGGCGACAAAACAGCCAUCUGGUUAUGACUCAAAGGAGCGUCCAGAGAAACUCAUGAGUUACAUUGACAGUUUUCUGCCUGAGGGAGGGCGAAAAUCAGCUUUUACUAAACCAUCCAUGCUGCACUUCAACCCCUCUGACCCAGAGGGCCUGAAUCACCUCUCUGAUGUGGAUGAUCCAGAGGAACUCAACUCUGAGUCCAGUGACAUCCGAAUGUCCUUAAAUCAGCCACCAGAGCAAGCAGAGAGGGACUCCAAGAGGCUGUCGAGGGAUGCCGCCAAGCUGCUUGCACAGCAGUGUUUGCGAAGAGACCAGGGACGCACCCAGUCUGCAGAUGGGAGACCCAGGCCUUUCAGCCUAAUCAAGGAGUCCAAAGGGGCCAAAUGCACUCAGUCUGAGGAGAGCAUUUUAGCAGUAUUUGAUGCAGAGGGAGAGCCCAUUGAACUUUGUGCUCAGAAACUUGCAGCAGGUGCUGGGUCUCGAAAUGACAUUAAAGGUAGCAAAGUAGUUCCUGAUUACACAGAGCUAGUGCCCCAAGACAGACCAACAAGGCAAAAGUCAGCAAAUACGAGAAACUACACUGUUCUUGAGUCUCCAGAGAAGCCAUCUGAAUAUCAGAUUAGGACAAGCAAAACAAGCAAUAGCAGAGAGGGCAGUGCAGAGAGGCUGUCAAUGCAGCUGACUCCACAAAGGAAGCUAAUCAAACCACUAAGCAACCGAGCUAAUAAAGGCCAUUCAAUCCCUCCCAUGAAUGAUUCUGCUGGUUCAAAGUCCACUGGUUCAAAGAUACCUGGUCGUAACAAACCUUCAGGAUCCCCACUCAGAUUGUCUAAGGGCUCCACCACUGAACAAAGUAACAGUGGAAACUCAGGACCCUCUGGUCAGGAGAAAUCCCCCUCUUCUCCUACAGUGAAAAUGUCCAGGUUCAUCAAGACACCAGGAAACUGCUCACAGAGCCCAAAGGCGGUCAAUUCAAAGCUUCCCAGCAGGGCGGAGUGGAGUAAGGGCUCCUCCAGUUCCCCACACCUCUCAAGGAGGCACCUGGAGUAUGCUGAUAAUGGCGAACAGCCAACCAGAGACAAACACUGUGAAACCAGCAAAAAUAAACUCAGGUCCCCUUCUCCUCCCCCUCCCCCAGGCCGCACCACCUCCUUACUGAUCAGACCAAAUUAUGAAGGGUCGCCUCAAGCACAUAAAACAGGGGUAGCUCAACCAUCCACACCAACCACUGUGAGGGGCCCUCCCCCAAGUUACCACACCUCACUUGUACCAAAUAUGCAAACUACGCUACCCAUCAAGGAUAAAGACUGUUUAGACCUGGAUGCAGGCUACGGGACUGCACUUGCACCUCAGAAACUGGUAGACAAAACCAGUCAGCACCUUCAAAAGUCCCCCGCCAUGACUCAGACAUCUACUAAAGGCACUUCCAAGCGAAUGACCACGAAAGACUACCUCCCUUCUGCAAACUCAGGGUGUGCUCCAGAACCUGAAAAUGUACCUAAAAGCUCAAAGAAUGUCCCUCCUCCCUACAGUGCCCUCAGAGGGUCCUCACUUCAGAACUCAUUUGCAAGUAAAAGAGGAUCAACCCAUGAAAAUGUUCAUCAGUCAGUGCAAAAGACCUCUAUUAGUUUGCCUAUAUCGCUUCAGGACACCCCUCAAGGUAAAACAGAGCCACAGAAUGGAAAAGCUGUAGUCAGUCCACCCAGCUCAGUGAUGCUGUCCCCUAACCAAGCAGAAAAAGCCUCAAAGACUCGCAUCCCAAUGGGGUUUAAAGCAUUUUUAAAAUCUCCUCCCAGCCAUAAAAAUAGUCCCUCUAUACCAGGCAAGCAAGAGAAAGAUCAUAUCAACUCAGUCUCCAAGGAGACUGUGACUUCAAAUGCUUCUACCCAGUGUGACAGCUUGCAGCCAGAGUACAGUAUUGAUUCACCACCCAAGAUGUCCAUUACAGAGGGGAAAGGUGAGGUCCAGUGUAGGUUACUGGAAGAGCAAGUACACGCUGCUGUGUUGCCAGAGGAGGGGGAUGUUUGCGAUAAGGGGAAGAGGAGUAGUCAACUUUUCUCCAGAUCCAUAUCUGUUACUACAAAACCUCAUCUAAAGCCGGCCUUAGGGAUGAAUGGAGCCAAAGCCCGUAGCCAGAGUUUCAGCACCAACUACAUUGAGAAACCCAACAUCAAUGGUCUGGAUGGACCUGGAAAAAUCCGAACACAGAUCAUCACCAACUCAGGGGAAAGGGGGAACUCUCUGUCAAGACAGGGCUCCUUGGAGGUACCCAGUGAGAGCCCAGUCCAUUCCCCCAGGACCAGGCUGAGCCACUAUGGAGGUAUGACAGGGUCAAAUAGUCAGAACAUCCUCCCUGAGAGAACUUUCAAAUCAGGCUCCAAAGGUGAGGGGUCACAGGGCACAGUGAAAGGGGAAGCAAUCACCUCACUGUCUCAAAAAGAGAUGCAUAGCUUACCCAUCAGUGAUAGGACGGGUUUGAACAACAUUCGACAGCCAGCAAAAGUUGCCUCUCAUUCACAGUUUCAGCCUCCAUCCUCUUGUGUCUAUAGCUCGGAAAACCCAGUGCGAGAGACAGGAGGCAUAGCAACCACCCCUAAUGAGCCAGACUUUAGCAGGGAAGUGAAAACUCAGACGGACUCGCCAAACAAACUCCCAGAUAUGGAGGAGAAAAAAAUCAGCCCCACAGUCUGCACUAUUGAAGAGAAAGUCAUGAUGGGAAUCGAAGAGAAUGUGCAGAAAUGUCAAGAACAGGAGAAGGUCGCUGCCAGUGAGGCCAAACAGAAGACAGGCCCCUCUUUGGCAAACUGGUUUGGCUUCCGUAAGAGCAAACUCCCAGCUCUGAGUGGUAAGAAAACAGACUCCCCCAAGGGAAAAGAGGAGAAGAAAGAGCUGAAGAUCGGUUCAGUGCUUGGUAGCAAGCAGAUGAAGGCUGACAAGAAGAAAGAUAAGAAGAAAAAUGAUAGCCAGCAGAAAGACAGUCAGGAGGGGCAGAAUCUGUCUGAGAUGAACAACAAGCUGAGCUCCAUCAUGGACCACUGCAACAAUCAGAUGGGUCAGAUUGCCAAUCAGAUCCAGUGUACGACGGCGUUUAUCGGCAAAGACCAGUUUGUGAAAGAGCUUCUUGGCAGGACUGCUGUGAAGGGCAACUCUGUGACUGCAUCGCCGCCUGAGAUCUCCACACUCAAGAAUCACAGCGAAAUGAAGGGAGAUAUGGAGAUCUGUCCAGAUACUGCUACCCUUAUAAUGACUCAGAGGAUCAACCUGAGGGCUGAAAAUGAGGAGGCACGCAUCCCAGACACCGCCUGUCAAGACCACAUGAUAGGCUCCGGCUGUCAGAUGAGAACCCUGGACAGCGGGAUCGGCACCUUCCCUCUCCCCGAUUCCGUCACCCGGGCCAGCGGUCGCCACAUCCCUAAAUCUGAAUCCAGCCCCAAUGGGGUGACCGCCGGCUCCUCUGAGCUCGAUCCGGAGCCUCCCUCUUCUCACCCAGAUCCCUCUCACCCUGAUGUGAAAGUGCCUUCCCUCCCAAAAACCCGAGUGCAUGCCCCUACCAGCAUGGGUCACUCCCUGUCCGACCCCACUGUGACCUGCAGCAGCAACACACAGGACACCCAGAGCCGUCUGCCCAAAUUAGCAACUUCAGAUGCAAUCAGAACAAAGAGGCUGAGUCUUUGUGCCCCGAGGAGCAACAUCUCCACAGUGGACAAAGAGAAAGAAACAGAGAGGAAGGUGAAAACCAAGGACUAUGAUGUGUCUGGUGAGAGAGCCCUGCGAGUGUGCACGUACUCGGGCAGCAGCAGCGACACCGAGACUGAACUUGAGGGAACAGGAAGCACUUUGAGCUCGCCACAGAGGACCCUGAUCAACAGAACCAAGAAGAGCGACUCAGUCGACCAGAAUGAGGAGACCUUGAAGAGAAGCAGUGUGGAGAAAUCCUUGUCCAUCAUGGACUACUACCAACACGACGUGUUCUCGCAUCUGGAGAAGGACAGCAGGAGGAUUUCCCAGUACAACCUGUUGCACAAAGAGUCAUCCCUCGAUGGCAAAGCAGGAGACAGACUCAGUAGGGAGAUUCCCCUGGAGAAAACGCCUGCCAGUGCAAACCAGCCAGGCUCUCUCGACUUCUCCUUAGAGUCCCUGAACAAGCUGAAUCACAGCAGCUCCAGCAGCGGCAGCCUCUAUCCGGACACAGGCUCGGGCGGCCGCAGAGGGGACUGCCACGCCGAUGCAGGGAAGAGAGCGGAGGACUGCUGCAAGGUGGACGAGCCCUCCUCCUCCGGCUUCUCCAGCAGGCCCGGGGCGGAUCCAGUGGGAUCCCUGAGCGACUCGCUGUACGACAGCUUCUCUUCCUGCACCAGUCAGGGCUCCAAUGAUGUGUAGGGGCAAAGAGUCAGAGGGUAGGACUGUAGUGAAGGAGUCCAGUCCACGUCUUGAGUCUGGUUUUACGGCCACUCUGACAUCUUGGUCAUUACCAACACCUUCUUCCAUUACCCUCUUUUUCGAGUUCUCCUCCUUUUCAGGCAGUCUGGUCUUGAAAGCCGCUCAGACUGGACUAAUGUUUUCUUGACUACAGUCCUGCCCCAACACAAACAGUCCUGUCUGCAUACAACACAAAGCACUUAGUGGAGCUGGGGCCACGAGGAUGAAACCUCAACCCAAAUACCAAACAAGGACUUUUAAUAGUUUGACUUUGGGUGUGGUGGACUGGACAGCAAUACACAACGUUGUCUCAUUGCAAUUAGUAGUUUUCUCCCCCCCGCCCCAUGUUGGGGAACUUCUUAUCAUUGCACUGUAACAAAUACUGUACAAAGUUUGUAAGGAGUGUAAAGUGAAUUUAUUAGCUAUUAUCCAAGCAGUGAUGAAGCAGGGCGUCUUCUUGGGGCAACGCUGACAGGCAACAUUGGCGUACAGUCGCAACAAAAGCGUUGCUUCGCUUGCAUUCCUGUUACCUAGGAAACCAGAUUUAAACCCAAGGGGUCGUUUUAUGUUUUGCUGCUAAGUUCAUUGCCCACUGAAGUUGCCCGAAAAAUUUGCCCAUGUGGAAUCACAACCCACAAUAACACACCUGGUUCAUCUUUGUCUACGUCUAAAACACCAUUGCUGUUCAUUUGAAAUCACUUUCACGGUGAAACCUGUUGCCAAUCUUGUCUCUGUGCGUGAUCUUUUCCGCGGUUAUGCAGCCGAUGACGGCAAAAACCCAAAACAGUGACACAUGCUCAACUCAUUCUAAACACGAUGUCAAGCAUUUUAUGUUUCCAUGUGGUACAUUAACUAACGCUGUACAGAAAAAUGACCAACACUUUGGCUUGAAUGCACCCAGUGUCAUUGUUGGUAGCUCAGGGAACAUACUGGACUAAUGUAGAUUGUAAGAUUUAAAAUACAGCCAUCAGGAAAAUGUUGACAAAUACAAAUAACACUCAAUAGGUUUUUUUUUUUUUUUUUGGUUGUUAUUUUUUUUUUCCUGUUUUGAGUUCCUGAUAUAAACUCCACAGUCUAAUUCACACUCUCAUGUAGCACAGCUAACCUGAACUCUCCAAACCUCAGUUUUCCUCUCAUAGUUGUAUAUGAUGUUGUAUAUAUAUAAAAAUGCUAUAAGUUAAUAUCAGAAUGGGCAUUGCUGAUUGAUAUAUGCAAAAUGAGAAAAAUAAACAAAGCAAAACAGCAAAAAAAAAAAAAGAUGUAAAUUGUUUGCCAAUCAUUCAACCAAGGUUUUUCAGUCUGCUGUUUGAAAAUGGCAUGUAUCUUUUAUUAUGGAAUUCUGUAGGGGUUCUUGUUUAAAAAAAAAAAAAGAAAGAAAGAAAAAAGAAAAAAAAAGUCUUUAUUUUGAUCAAUAAGAGCUAAUACUAAAAUAUUUUAUCACUUUAUUUUAAAGACAUAUUUGAACUUUAGGCUGACGUUAUGCCAAAUUUCUAUCUGGAAUUUGACCAGCUGGUGCUAAUCAACAGAGCCAACUGUGUGUUUCAAUUUUUCUAUGAAACUGUUAAUAUUGUAUGAAGAGAGUCUGAAGAGGACUUGUGUAUUUUUCUAGAUGUCCAGUAUUUAUACCCACAUUUUGUACUGUCAGACUGUAGUGUGAUUGUCAUGCUUCACCUCUCUCCUUAAAUGUUCCUGGUUCCUUUGUAAAGAGAAAUGGUUACCAGCAGUGUUACUUUGGUAAUUAUUAUUAAUAUUAUUGUUAUUAUUAUUAUUAUUAUUAUUAUUAUUAUUAUUAUUAUUAUUAUUACUGUGUGCAAUUUUGUCUGUUACACUAGACUUUAAUGGUAUAUUUUAUGUAACUAUUUCCUAAAUAAAUAUAAGAAACUAUUUCCUAUUUCAACCUGAGCUGCAAGGUGUGUGUGUGUGUGUGUGUGUGUUUGAGUGAUGUGGAAAGGAAGAGGCAGAACGUGCGUAAACGUGCGCGGUCGGGUGCGUCACCAGGUGAUUCACUCACUCACUCACUCAUUCAGCCUUUGAAUGUGGGAGUAAAGGUUUGGAGAGAACCCGAAAUCUUUCACCCCCCCCCCCCCCCCCCCCCCCCGGGGCAUCGUGUGUAAUCACCGCUUCCCACUCACAGUCUGUCAGCAGGAGAUGAAGCACAGAGCC
Molecule: messenger RNA, 8443 nt
Organism: Toxotes jaculatrix (banded archerfish)
Lineage: Eukaryota; Metazoa; Chordata; Actinopteri; Toxotidae
Product: nck-associated protein 5-like
Exons: 18
Coding region: 362-6241 (1959 amino acids)
Biological process (GO): microtubule bundle formation; microtubule depolymerization
Cellular component (GO): microtubule plus-end
Source: RefSeq, a predicted model, not a curated record